CUUGAUUACAUUCAGCAAUUAGACAGUAAAACACAGCAUUAGACUGUUUAGGGUCCUGUCCAUGCCAUCCAGUGUGACAUUGUGAAAAUCGUGUACUUUUUUAUUAUUGUUUGUUUUUUUGUUACAUGUGCAACAACAUCUGUUAUUAAAAAUGUUCGCAAAACUCCUAACCAUCACGCUAACGCUGACCGUCGCGUACGCAGCAGAUACCAAACUUCCCGACCAGAAGAACACUACUGAUGGGAACUUCAAGGCUUUCACUGAUGUCGACCCCAACGACCUUAGCUGUGACCCUGCUGGACAGGUCUUCUUACUCCUGCCCCACUUCACGGAUUGCUCCAAGUUCUUCAUGUGCGCUCACGGUGAGGAGGUGGAGUUCAGCUGCCCUGGAGGACUGAUCUUCGACUUCCAGUUGCAGACAUGCAACUGGCCCUGGGCUACCACCUGCCAGCUGAGGACCCCUAAGGAAGAGGAGGAAGGUUCAGGAGAUGAGGCUGACAGUCUUAUCGGCAUCUUCACUGAUGAACUGGAACAGCAACCCGUUGACAUGGUAGCGAGCGUGCGUCCCAUCUCCCCGAUGCUGGGCAGGUACAACGGCAUCAUUAACUGCAACAGAGCUGAUGCUGCAGCCACGCAGGUGCCUUACAAGGGUGACUGCCAAAGAUAUUGGAGGUGUGUGGCCGGAGUUCCUCAAGUCGCAUUCUGUUCAGAUGGCCUAUUCUUCAACUCAGCAACUCAGCAAUGUGACUUCGAAGCUAACUCCAAGUGCGUUCUCCAACAAGAAGACGAACUACAAAGCGAAUUCAUAAAAUACGAACAGUAAUUGAAUCUGCAGACUUUGAUGACUUCGUGAUGAGUAGAAGUUGGUUUGCUGAGUUGUGUUUUUGUCACUUUUCUUAUGAUUUGGU
This is a messenger RNA of Helicoverpa armigera (cotton bollworm), 908 nucleotides long. Its product is annotated as peritrophin-1. NCBI's taxonomy places the organism in Eukaryota, Metazoa, Arthropoda, Insecta, Lepidoptera, Noctuidae. Gene Ontology annotation, cellular component: extracellular region. The coding region runs from base 152 to 823 and encodes 223 amino acids. Gene Ontology annotation, molecular function: chitin binding. The transcript is spliced from 6 exons. The record is from RefSeq and is a predicted model, not a curated record.